This is a messenger RNA of Exaiptasia diaphana, 1484 nucleotides long. RefSeq names its product uromodulin. The transcript has 5 exons. Gene Ontology annotation, molecular function: calcium ion binding. The coding region runs from base 77 to 1171 and encodes 364 amino acids. NCBI's taxonomy places the organism in Eukaryota, Metazoa, Cnidaria, Anthozoa, Actiniaria, Aiptasiidae. The record is from RefSeq and is a predicted model, not a curated record.
UUUUCUCCUCUUUUCCAUAGAUGUUUUUUAAUAUUUAUCGUAUAUUUGUCUUUGCUUUGCGCCAAACCAGGCUUCAAUGGAAAUUCAUAUCAUAUUUGCAGUUCUGUGGAUGUCAUUGAUGAUAAACACUGUUGAAGGAAAAUGUCGUCGUAUUAAGUACACAAAAGUUGCUGAUGACAAAGAGCUCGUCAAUCACACCAUUGCUGUCUUUGGUUGGACGGUGAAUGAUCUGUCGUUGUGCAUGGCCAAGUGCUUCCAGGAAACGCAAGGCUGUGUUUCGUUCAAUUUUUGCUCAAYACCAAACGGAUGGAAAGAGUGCAGGCUWCUUAACUCUAGCCAUUUGAAGAAUGAAUCGUUUUUGGCGGAGAGAAAAGGAUGCGAAUACUACACUUCAGAGAGUACGUGCUCAAGCUCACCAUGYGUCAAGAAUGCGACUUGUGUUCCACACAUGCCAUGGGAUCGAGACCCGUACAGUUGUCUAUGUCCCGCGGGAUUCACGGGAAAAGCCUGUCAAAUCGACAUCGAUGAGUGUGCGUCAUCUGGCGCCUGUCACGUGAACGCCACGUGUACAAACAUGCCUGGGAAAUACAACUGCACGUGCAAGCAAGGUUACCAAGGCGACGGAAUAAUUAAAUGUCUAGGUAUUGAGGGAGUGCAUAGCCUCCUCCACAGUACAGAUAUYGAUGAAUGUAUUUCUGGUGUUCACAMUUGUCAUGCGAACGCAACAUGCCACAAUAACGUGGGCUCAUACUCCUGCAAGUGUAAUCCAGGCUACGUAGGGAAUGGUCGCUCAUGCUUGGAUCUGGCGUGCGAGGGCUACACCAACAUAAGCGACCCAACACGUAAUGUCAAUCACGUGUCCUCGGGUACUAGGAAAUGCGACUCCGACAUUAAUGAAAUUCUGUGGCACCGUUUUGUAAGCCCUGCUGGCGAUCGUUUGCCAACUACAUGUCCACCGCAUAGUCGCUGUCAAACCGACGCAACGGGAUGGCUGGCCGAGGCGCCUCCCACAGUAGCACAAGGGCCUAUUACAAGGAAAGCUUGUUUCAAUUGGAGUCGUGGAGGUUGCUGCUCUGCGCACCAAAUAAUCAUGGUCCGUAAUUGUGGAUCGUUUUACACAUACAAAUUUACAAACCCUGGGAGCUGUUACCGCUACUGUGCUACCAACUGAAGCAAACAUACCGUCGGUUUUCGUUAUAGCGGACAUUCCCCGGGCAGUAGCUAGGUGUCCGCAAUAGCGACCGACCUGUUAAGACGGGUUAUUUUGAGUUUUUGUUAUGUUUUUUUGCUUUUGUUUUUUUGUUUUUAAGGACCGCGGGAGUUUAUUCAGUAUUCCCAAUAACGGUCUGUAAUAUCACCUUGUAAAUGAUCCUUCUACCUAAUGACGUUGAUCAAGAGAAAAUAGCUAAAACAUGCUUGGUAAAUACAACUGCACACGUGUAAGCAAUGUUACGAAGGAGUCUGAAUAAAUAAAUGCCAAGGUA